AUGGUCGUCGCAUUCUUUACCCUCCUAUCCCUCGGUCUACUUACAAGCGGGGUCCACGCCAACCCUGUCCACAAGACUAAGACUAGAACUGUCCCUGAGGGGUUCGUCACUACUAAGAAAGGCAAGUUCCAGCUUGAUGGAGAAGACUUCAAUUUUGCUGGAAGCAAUGCGUACUAUUUCCCCUUCGACAGUAAUGCGACCGAUGUCGAGAUUGGGCUCGCCGCCGCCAGAGAUGCUGGAUUGAAGGUAUUCCGCACCUGGGGCUUCAACGACAAGAACGUCACGUAUGACCCUCAAGGCCUACCACAAUACGGCGGUGAAGGCGCGGGUGCCACAAACGCCAUAUUCCAAUGGUGGGAGAACGGCACAUCCACCAUCAACAUCACCGAGUUCGACAAGGUCGUCGACGCAGCCACCAAAGCCGACAUCAAGCUCAUCGUCGCCUUCACCAACAACUGGGCCGACUACGGGGGCAUGGACGUCUUCACCAUCAAUCUCGGCGGGAAAUAUCACGACGACUUCUACCGCCUCCCCCAGAUCAAAGACGCAUACAAGCGGUACAUCUCCGUCUUCAUCGAGCGGUACAAAGACUCCCCCACAAUCAUGGCCUGGGAGCUCGCCAACGAGCCGCGCUGCGGGGGGGACUCCGUGCGCAACCUGCCCGUCUCAGGGAACUGCACCGCCGCCACUCUAACAACAUGGAUCGACGAAAUGAGCAGUUUCAUCAAAAGCCUCGACGGCAACCACUUAGUGACAUGGGGCGGGGAAGGCGGGUUCAACCGGGACUCCGAGGACUGGGCGUACAACGGGUCCGACGGGGGGGAUUUCGACGCGACGCUUGCGUUGGAGAGUAUUGAUUUCGGGGUGUUCCACACGUACCCGGACUGGUGGACGAAGACGGUGGCGUGGGCAGACCAGUGGAUCAGGGACCAUGGGGAGGCGGGGAGGAGGGCGGGGAAGCCGGUGGUGCAUGAGGAGUACGGGUGGAUGACGCCGGAGGUGCGGGAGCAGAAUGGGAUACCGGCUGCGAACGCGACGAGGACGGAGGUCGAGGGGGGGUGGCAGAGGAUUAUGCUGGAGGAGGACAUGGCGGAUAUGUUUUGGCAGUAUGGGUUUUCGGGGUUCUCGUAUGGGCGGAAUCAUAAUGAUGGGUUUACUAUCUAUUUGGAUGACGAGGAGGCGAAGGUGCUGGUGUAUGAUCAUGCUAGGGAGGUUAAUGAGCUUUAGAUUAUUGGGAUAUGGUUGUGUCUGUGGUCGCAGGUGGUUGCUACUUAGGUACCUAGGAG
Annulohypoxylon maeteangense is the source of this 1286-nucleotide messenger RNA. Its product is annotated as glycoside hydrolase family 5 protein. The transcript has 3 exons. NCBI's taxonomy places the organism in Eukaryota, Fungi, Ascomycota, Sordariomycetes, Xylariales, Hypoxylaceae. Gene Ontology annotation, molecular function: hydrolase activity, hydrolyzing O-glycosyl compounds. The record is from RefSeq and is a predicted model, not a curated record. Bases 1 to 1227 code for a protein of 408 amino acids.